CGCUGAUUGGCUGCAGUGCUUCUCAUGUGAUAGUCUGUGGCUCAGAACCGGGCGGUGGUGCAUUGGCAUUAGUGCGGCCAGUCUGAGGUUAGAAGGUAAAGUUGCCGCGGCUGCAGUGCGGAGAUGAGUGAGUCUCUGGUUGUUUGUGAUGUGGAUGCAGAACUUGUGGAGAAGUUGAAAAAGUUUCGCUUUCGAAAAGAAACCAACAAUGCUGCUAUUAUUAUGAAAAUAGACAAAGAUCGGCGAUUGGUGGUUCUGGAGGAAGAACAUGAGGGUAUAUCCCCCGAUGAACUGAAAGAUGAACUUCCUGAGAGGCAGCCAAGAUUUAUAGUGUACAGUUACAAGUACCAACAUGAUGAUGGCAGAGUUUCUUAUCCCUUGUGCUUUAUCUUCUCCAGCCCCUUAGGAUGUAAACCAGAACAGCAGAUGAUGUAUGCAGGAAGCAAAAAUAAACUAGUUCAGACUGCUGCACUCACAAAGGUUUUUGAGAUCAGAAACACCGAAGACCUCACCGAAGAAUGGCUAACUGAGAAACUUGGCUUUUUCCAUUAAUUUUUAUUUUCUAUGUUAAAGAGCUUACAGUGUUCACCUUGUACUUUCAGUUCACUUUUACAAGAUUUCUGCAUUCCACGAGGAUUUUCUUUAACCAAAAAUAAGCUGACAAAAUGAUGACACGUGAAACCCACUGGUUUUCAAAAGUUUUUUCACUCGGAUUAAUUCUUUAAGCUAUUUGUAGUGUACGCUGCAGCUUCUCUAGCAGCAAUACACUAUAAUUAUAAGUAUUUAUAUGUGUACCUGAAAUCACUGGGACAUGUUUAAUGCUUUACUAAAACCGUUCUGUUCAAAAAUGUAUUUCUUGCUAUGAAUACUAAUGUUUUUUUUUUAAUGCUGUGUUCUCAGAAUAUAGUUCAUUGCAGUGUGUAAUUUUUCAUCUUAUUUUUAGUGGAUUAUUUUGUAGGUACACAAUCUUAAUGACUGUGAUGUCUAAUUUUUGUGCUGUAUGCAAAAUGUACAUAAUCUUAUAGCACUUUCCCAGCAUAUAUGGCUGUCACAAUGGAAUUAAAGGACAAGGAAAGGUAAAUUCCCUGGGUGGUGCCAAAUUGUUACAUGCUCCCAUUUAUUCUAGUUGUUACAUUUUACCCUGGGCUGGUGCUCAUCUUCUUAAAAAAAACACACCAGCCCAGGGUAUUGUUUGUUUCAAACUCUGUGUCGAGCAUUGCAAUUUAAUCAUCAUUUGUUCAUCUAGGCAUGUUCUGUCGGUUACAUGCAUUUUACAGAACCUCUCCUUAGGGUAAGGUCACGCUGGGAGAUUCGGGGAUAUUUAUUUGCCUGGCGACAAAUCGCCUCUUCUUUGGGGCGACUAAUCUCCAUGAACUGCUUUCCCAUGCUUUCCUCAUGCAGCAAGUUCGGCCGACUUCGGAAAACGAAGCGCCGCGAGUGCCAUGCUGCUGGCGAUUUUGCCCAAAAGAAGAGGCAAUUAGUCACCAAUCUCCCUAAAUCUCCCAGUGUGACCUUACCUUUUCCUCAAGCAAGAAGAUGGUGGCUUGUUGCUCUGCAAGCAGUCUCCCUGGGCUGGUGCAUUUUAUUUAAAAAAAAAAAAAGUGAAGCACCUUCCCUGGGGGAAAGGUAAGCAACUAGAAACUCUAAAGGAGUGCUUAACAUUUUGGCAGCCCCCAAUGAGUUUGCCUUACGUUUGCCUUUAAAUGCAAUUGGUGUUUUACAGUUGAUCUUAUGAUUUUGAAAUACUGUGAUAGAAAAAUCUAUUUUACAGUUGUUUAAACAUCUACAGUUUGCACUUUUUCCCCAGCACUCUUCAUAUUUACUCUUUAAGGAGUUGUUCACCUUUGAGUUAACUUUUAGUAUGAUGUAGAAGGUGAUAUUCUGAGACAAUUGGUUUAAGGUUUUUGCGUUAUUUAUCUUUUGGCAACUCUUCAAUUUGCAUUUUAAGCAAUCUGGUAACUAGGGUCCAAAUUCCCCUAGCAACCAUCCAUUGAUUUGAAUAAGACACAGGAAUAUGGAUUGAAGAGGAUGUUGCUAGAAAGAAGUAGUAAAAAGUAGCAAUAACAAUACAUUUGUAGCCUGACCGAGCAUUUGCUUUUUAGAUGGUGUCAGCGAAACCCAUUUGAAUGCUCGAAAGAGUCAGAAGAAAAAGGCAAAUAACAAUAAAACUAUAGAAAAUAAAUAAUGAAGACCAAUUGAAAAGUUGCUUAGAAUUGGCCAUUCCAUAACAUACUGAAAGUUAACUUAAAGGUGAACAACCCCUUUAAUGCAACUGAAAUGAUUACUGGUCCAACUUAGGGUUAGCAUGGGUCAAUAGCAGUCUGCUGUGCAGCGCAAAUCGUUAUCUGCAGUCUCGAUUUGAGGAAGUGUUUUUCCAGGCAGAGUAAAAUAGAAAGCAGGGUUUGUAUUGAUUCUACCAUUCCAAAUAACCCAACAUAGUUAUUUGAGGGCUGUGUUCUGGGCCCUUAUUCAAACUGUCACUUUGACCUAAUGGAAUUCAUUUAGAUUUCCAUUGUGCAGAAGCUGUAGAAAUGCUGCUUUCCUCCAUGAUUUACAUUCUUUGGGAACUGAUCAAAGGGGAUCAUUGAUGACGGAACAUAAAUGUAGAUUUUUCUUACCUUUAUUCAAGGGUACAGUAGGUACUCCAGUCAUAUUCAAGGGUACAGUAGGUACUUCAGUCAGGGGCCCUAUAGCAGGUCCCAAGAGACACAAGUGAUUUGCGGGUUGCGAAAUGGGCAGCAUUUGUCAAUUGUGGAUGGAAUUUUGGAUUAUUGGUUGUAGUCUGAGUCCAUGCAUUUGGAGGGCAUUUUCCCCAAUGGGAUCUUAUUCUACUUGUUGGCAGGGCCCAACUCCCAGGCAGCCUAUUUGAUGAGUGGGCUAAUAUUGGGGCCUCCUGUGGGAGAGGGGGCCUGUUAACAUAGUAUAAUUGGGGCCAUGUGAUUAUAGCAGGAAACCCUGCUUUUGUUGAUAACAGAAUAUGAAUUCUCUAUAUUCUGAAAGACUUCUAACAGGCCUGUUUUUACUGUAAUUCCAUUUAUGUUUGCUAAUGUUAGAACCGGUGUUGCAUUAAAUAUGGUUUUAUUAAAGACUCUUGGGAAUCACAUUAUGCACAUGGUUGCAUUACUUCUUCAAGAUUGUUGUAGCAACAUCUAUUCAACAAGAUGAUAAUGGGUUGACUAAACUUACUGAUUUUUUUUAAUAUAGUGCCAGCAUUUUUUCCUGUUUCAAACUCUGUUUUUUCACGAAGCAGACAUUCGGACAUAUUUUAAGAAUAUGCUUUUGUGGUUAAGUACCGAUCUUUAAAAACCAGCUAACUUAAAGGGGAACUAAAGUCUAAAAUA
Molecule: messenger RNA, 3341 nt
Organism: Xenopus laevis (African clawed frog)
Lineage: Eukaryota; Metazoa; Chordata; Amphibia; Anura; Pipidae
Gene: gmfb.S
Product: glia maturation factor beta
Exons: 7
Coding region: 124-552 (142 amino acids)
Source: RefSeq, a predicted model, not a curated record